This is a messenger RNA of Desarmillaria tabescens, 891 nucleotides long. RefSeq lists its product as uncharacterized. The record is from RefSeq and is a predicted model, not a curated record. The transcript has 10 exons. Lineage: Eukaryota; Fungi; Basidiomycota; Agaricomycetes; Agaricales; Physalacriaceae. Bases 1 to 891 code for a protein of 296 amino acids.
AUGCCAACACUCUUCUAUACGUUCAUAGGCCUUCAACUAUCAGGUGCUAUCGGGAUGACGCUUAUCUUUCUAACGGUCGUCUUCUCUCCUCUUGUCAAAAGAUGCUCAACUUGGUACACCUUCUGCGUUUCGUGGAUACUUUCCUGCUUCUCGUACUCUUUGCUGUUUUUCAUUGGAGGAAGCGAUCGGAAUCCUGUCCCAAGUCAUGGCCUCUGUAUUACUCAAGCGGCACUGAUAUACUCGAUACCGACGCUGACUGCACUUACUACGCUUUCACUCUUGGUCCAUAGCUGGUAUAACGUUCAUUUUGGGAUUUCGAGGCCCCCUUUAGAAGCCAAUUAUAAGACUAUCAUCGUCCUACUUGUAGCGCCAUAUGUCAUCUGGUUCUUCAUGUUUUUUGGCUUCCUUUUGUUUGGUCUGGCGCAUUCAUCACUCGUCAAUCGACUCAGUAACUCGUCAUAUUGUAUAAUUAGUAGUGCAAUUCCGCCUAAGAUUUCCUCGCUUUUUGUGGUUAUCGUUACCUCCUCAAUGCUUCCUGUGCAAGUAUCCCUUGGUCUCUCUCUCUGCCGUAACCUCUACGACAACGAUUCGACAAGUACCAUUUCAAUACCUACCCUACAAGUGGUCAUUCGUGUCAUGGUAUUCAGCUUCCUCACCCUUGUAGCCUUUGCCGAAGGCGUUAUAUACAUAUUCGACUUAUCUACAGGACCUUUCGUCGACAUCAUCAUGGCAUGGUUACCUGUAUUUGGGGUACUUAUCUUCGGUAUGCAAAAGGAUAUCUUCCGUACCUGGAGCAUAUGGACCCGCCGGCUUUUGAAAUCUCCCAAGAAGCCCUACCGCAAAGACUCGACGCCCUCCCUCACGCCAGACAAUUCCGUCCGAAGUGACUAG